Heterotrigona itama is the source of this 675-nucleotide messenger RNA. Lineage: Eukaryota; Metazoa; Arthropoda; Insecta; Hymenoptera; Apidae. The record is from the annotation of a GenBank genome assembly.
AUGGAAAACAUAAGGCUAAGCCCAACAACAAUGGAUAUGAAAUUAAAAAAUAGGAACAGUGUGAAUAAACUCAAACACAGCUCUCCAAAAUUGCAAGAAGUCUUACGACAGAGAUGUCGUCAAAAGAUGAGAGAGAAACGAGGACAAUUAUUUAACAAACGUAGAUUUGGUUUAGAACUUUGUUCGAAAGAAGUACAGGAGACUUUAACCGAAAUUGUUCGUGAAGAAUUCAAUAAUCUUGUGACUACAGAUCUAGAUCCAACUUUUAUAGAUAAUUCAUUUCUAAAUGAAUCACUUGAUCCUGAAGCAGCAUUCGAACUUGAAAAUGAAAUAGUCAAUGAAGAACAAUGGAUAGUUCAAGAAUAUGAAAGAAUGAUGCAAGAAGAAAUUGAAAUGCUAGCUCUUACUGCAGAUAGACAAGCUGAUGAAGUUAUUUGUCCUAUAUGUCAGAUGUCGAAUUUAAUAGAAAAAGAAAAUAAAGUAGCUUGUAGAUCUUGUGAUUUUAUAUUGAACAGUGUCGGCAUCAAGGAAGUAGGAUAUCAUAUUAAUAACUGUGUGAAUAUUCAUUCGUCUCAGUGUAAAGAACCACCUGGCUUUUUUCCACUUUCUGAGAAUGAUAAGAUAUCUCUGUAUCUCAUUUGCGAUAAAUGCUCAACUUGGACAUUAAUAAUAUAA